This is a messenger RNA of Apiotrichum porosum, 702 nucleotides long. RefSeq lists its product as uncharacterized. The transcript has 3 exons. The record is from RefSeq and is a predicted model, not a curated record. NCBI's taxonomy places the organism in Eukaryota, Fungi, Basidiomycota, Tremellomycetes, Trichosporonales, Trichosporonaceae. The coding region runs from base 1 to 702 and encodes 233 amino acids.
AUGCCUGCCGAGCCCAUCACCAUCGCCACCUCUGGCGCCCAGGUCAACGGCGCGGGCUCGCCCCAGACCCCCUUUGCCGGCUCUGCCGUCGGCCUGAGCACUUCCACUCCUGGCAGCCUCUUUGGCAAAUGGAACGCCUUCUCCACCACCAGCCCAGCCAAGCCCGCUGGCGGCCAGACCGCAGGCUCCCCGCCAGCCCCUAAGAUUGACAUCCCCCACCACCACGAGGAUGACCACUUUGACCACGACAGCCUCGAGUUUGGAGACAUUUCUGACCUCAAGAACCGCGGAUGGGCUGCCGCCGCCGCCGCCCGUGGCCAGCGACGCGCCGUCUCCAUGAGCAUGAGCCCCGGCCAGACUCUGACUGGCGGCUUCAACAACCAGGCUGGCGUCUCCCCGCCCCAGUUCACCGGUGUCCUCGGCGACAAGAUGGCCCGUGGCCAGGGUGUGCUCCGCCGUCUCUCGUUCACCAGCGGCUUCUCGAGGCCCGCAGUGCCUCCUCCCGUUCCGGGCCCGCCUAACCCGACGCCAAUCGGCUCCAUGGCGCCGCAGGAGGGCCUCGCCGCCCACCCGCCCGCCGCGGACGUUCACCGUGCCGGUACCGUCGGUGGCGGCCGUCGCCGCUACUCCGAGUCGACCGCACGCAGGCGCGGUGUCAGCCCCAUGGGCGAGCGUAUCCUGCGUGACCAGGUCCACUUCUAA